This is a messenger RNA of Seriola dumerili (greater amberjack), 2979 nucleotides long. RefSeq names its product putative pre-mRNA-splicing factor ATP-dependent RNA helicase DHX32 (gene dhx32b). The coding region runs from base 133 to 2343 and encodes 736 amino acids. Lineage: Eukaryota; Metazoa; Chordata; Actinopteri; Carangiformes; Carangidae. The record is from RefSeq and is a predicted model, not a curated record. Gene Ontology annotation, molecular function: RNA binding. Gene Ontology annotation, cellular component: intracellular anatomical structure; spliceosomal complex. The transcript is spliced from 11 exons.
UUCAUUUGGCUUCACUUGCAGAGGCGGUCUGUGUGCUGUCCAACAGUUUACUGAGAGCUGGAGGUUUCCAAACUUCAUUCCUGUAGAUCUGCAAAUGAAGUCUAAUCCGGACAGACUGGGAGCUCACUUGUGAUGGCGCACGACGUUAGCAGUUUAACUGGAGAGGAGUAUUUUGAAGGGAAAUCACCCCUUUGUCCAGACACAGACGCUUCGAGUCACGGGGAUAAAGACUAUGAUGACAUUUUGGAGCUUAAUCAGUUUGAUGGACUGCCUUAUUCCUCCAGGUUUUACAAACUGCUGAAAGAAAGAAAAGAGCUGCCAGUGUGGAAAGCAAAAUGUGAAUUCAUGGACACUUUGGCCAAAGGGCAGUUUGUUGUUGUCAGUGGUUCUGCUAAAACUGGGAGGAGUUCUCAAAUUCCCCAGUGGUGUGCCGAGUUCUGCCUGUCAGUCCAGUUCCAGCACGGCAUGGUGGUUUGUACCCAGACUCACACCCAGCAGGCUGUUGAUCUCGCCUUAAGGGUGGCCGAUGAGAUGGACGUCAACAUUGGCCAUGAAGUCGGGUACAGCAUCCCUUUGGACACAUGCUGCACCGGCGACACAGUCCUCAGGUACUGUACAGAUGACAUGCUGCUGAGAGAGAUGAUGUCAGACCCUUUACUUGAGAACUACAGCGUGGUAGUCGUGGACCAGGCCCACCAGAGGACCGUAGCCACCGACGUACUGCAGGGUCUGCUGAAGGACAUCGCCCUGCAGAGGCCGGAGCUCCGUGUGGUCCUCCUCACCUCGGGCGAGCCCGGCCCCAAGCAGCUGGCCCACUUCUCCGGGUCAGCGGCGCCUCUGAUUCACCUGGAGAGCCCCGUCGCAGGAGAGGUGGUGUACAGCAGCACAGGUGGAGGCUACUUCUGCUCUGCUCUCCGUCUGGUGCUGGAGAUUCACCACUCCGAAGAGGAAGGAGAUGUGGUUGUGUUUCUGGUGACGACACAGGAGAUAGAUCUGGCCCAUGACAUCCUGCGUCAUGAGGUGCACAGCUUACCCCGUGACCUGGGUGAGCUCCUGCCUGUUGCUGUGCACCCUGGCCGGCCUGGGAAUCUCCCAAUCCCGGGGGAGGAGGAGACGGGCCGGACCCGCAGAGUAUUCCUCACAUCCAGCCCAAACGAGGACUUCUUCUGGGCUGUUAGAUCAAUCAGCUUUGUCAUUGAUGCCGGCCUUGAGAAAAGAUAUGUUUACAACCCCAGGAUCAGAACAAACUCGGUCAUCAUUCAGCCAAUCAGCAAAGGUCAGGCCGAGAGUCGCAAACAGCUGGCGACAGGUCCGACAGGCAAGUGUUUCUGUCUGUACCCAGAGGACAGACAGCUUCCCGCCGAGGUACGACCACACAUCGUGGAGUCAGACAUCACUUCCACUGUGCUCUUCCUGAAGAGGAUGGAGAUCGCAGGGCUGCACCACUGUCACUUCCUCGACAGGCCAGAUCCUGGAGGUCUGAUGCAGGCUUUAGAAGAGCUGGACUAUCUGGCAGCUUUGGAUAAUGAUGGCAACCUGUCUGAGAUGGGCAUCAUCAUGUCCGAGUUAACCUUGGAGCCGCAAAUGGCCAAGACUGUGCUCGCCUCCUGUGAGUUUGACUGUGUCAGCGAGGUGGUCAUCAUCGCCGCCAUGCUAACAGCACCAACUUGCUUCAUGGUUCCCUCUGUGGACCUGAAGCCAGAGGCCACCCAGUGCCACAUGAAGUUCCAGCACCCAGAGGGAGACCACUUCACCCUUAUCAAUAUCUACAAGGCCUUUAAGCAGUGCCAGCAGGAUCCAUACUGUAAUGUGGAGAAGUGGUGUAAGGAUUUCUACCUGAACCACACUUCUCUGCUGAUGGCUGACGCGCUUCGUUCUGAGCUCACCGACAUUCUGAAGAGGAUCGAGCUGCCCGUCUCAGUGCCCGCCUUCGGUUCCCGAAGCAACACCUUCAACAUUAAGAGAGCCCUGCUGGCAGGUUUCUUUAUGCAGGUGGCGCGGGAUGUGGAUGGGUCAGGGAACUACUUCAUUAUGACCCAUAAGCAUGUGGCACAGAUCCAUCCUCUGUCUGGCUACGGAGCCAAGAGCCCCAAGCUGGGCCUGCCGGAGUGGGUGCUGUUCCAUGAGCACUCCUUCUCCGAGGACAACUGUCUCCGCACCGUCACCCACAUAACACCGGAGGAGUUCAUUCAGAUGGCACCACAGUAUUUCUUCUACAAUCUACCGCCAAGCGAGAGCAAAGACAUCCUCCAAAACAUUUUGAACCAUGGAGCUUCGACACCUCCAACCUCCCAACAGGAACCCCAAGAGGACCAGACCAAUGACCGUUGUGUCAUACAGUGACUGACUGAGUCACUGUUCCCAGUCGUGGUGGUGAAAUAACCAGUAUUACCAGUAACCAGUAAGCACUUAUUGCACUAUACUGUACAGAAUCACAUUGUUCGGGUAGUUGUUGUUGGGUAGUUGUUUUUUUUUCAUCUGUGCCCUUAAUCUAUCAUUUCUGUCAUAACACCCAUGUUCUGUAUUUAUCUUUGAUAGUUAUACAAAGUUCCUAUGUUGAUUUUCAGUGUCUGAUUAUUUAUAUUUUUACUUAAUCCUCCUAUUCAAUAGAACAAUCUGGUUACUAAAUUGCAAAGAAUAAUUUUUGUACUACAGUGAGAUUUACAAUGUAAUGAUUCUGCGGCUCUGCUUCAAGCUCCUCACUCUCACCUCUUACCUUCAGUCACUGUCCAACAGUCAGUCACCCACAGCACCGAGGGUCCAGCCUGAUUAAUGAGGUGCAGGGACAGUUUGGGUCCCCCCUGCAGCUCCAUCUGGUGUGGAUACAGCUCAGUAACAGCGGGGUGACCCAGUUCACUGACACUGCAUUAAAAACAUCAUGUCGCCUCUUCAGUGACUCGGGCUGAACGAGUUGGUGCCAGAGGGUACGGUGCCACUAAAAAUCUUUCACUCUGAAUUGUGCUUUUGAAGGCAAAGCAG